Messenger RNA from Petromyzon marinus (sea lamprey), 2151 nucleotides. Its product is annotated as ammonium transporter Rh type C-like. The record is from RefSeq and is a predicted model, not a curated record. Gene Ontology annotation, molecular function: ammonium channel activity. Gene Ontology annotation, biological process: ammonium homeostasis; ammonium transmembrane transport. Gene Ontology annotation, cellular component: plasma membrane. Lineage: Eukaryota; Metazoa; Chordata; Hyperoartia; Petromyzontiformes; Petromyzontidae.
GAGUAAGGGCUAUCGUGCAGACCGCACGCAUGAUCAACAGCGAGUGCGUGCGUGUGUGUGGGUGUGUGCCUUCGUUGGUGCUCGCUGCAUAACAGCACUUGCCCCAACAGUCUGUUAAAGGCUGUACGGGGGUGUGUGUGUGUGAAAAUAUAUAUAUCUGACAUAACAAAUUGAACUCAUCAAAGUUGCGCGUAAUUGAGUCUUAAAAUUGAAGUGGGCGAGUCCGUUAAUCUUUGUUUUUACAAAAACAUCAUCUCUACGUAUAAACACAUAGAGCCGCGUUCGUACGCACACGUACACAGCCACACUAUACACUCAGACGCAUAUGUAAAUAUACAUACACCAACACACCCACAGACAUAAUAUACAUAUUCGCGUAUGCAGUCACAAGCAUACACAUAUAUGCAAACGCAUAGGGACGCGUACCCAAUCACACACAUGCACACAUUUACACACAUUUACACACAUUUACGCACCUUCAAAUACACGCGCGUUGUGAGACCAUCGCUGUGAGAAGUUUCAAAUCACGGCUACACAAGCAAUUACACAACCACGCAAUCACACGCAGCCGCAUAACCACACACAAUCACACGCAACCACGAGCAAUCACGCAGAGCCGCACAGCCACACGGCCGCGUAACCGCACGCAGAUCGCGAUUGCGCGCGACCACACGCGAUCCGAAUCAUGGGGAUUAAUCCGACCAUGUACAGGAUCCGCUUGCCGGCGCUCGCGAUCUUCUUCCAGUUCAGCAUGAUCGUGCUCUUUGGGGUGUUCGUACGCUACAACGACUUCUCGGACCCCACUCUGUCUUACGAGAAGAACCUGACGGGAGAAGGAGUCGCCAAGAACGAAUUCUACUUCAGAUACCCAAGUUUCCAGGACGUGCACGUGAUGAUCUUCAUUGGCUUUGGCUUCCUCAUGACCUUCCUCAAGCGCUACGGCUUCACGAGUGUGGGGGCCACGUUUUUCCUCGCCACCUUCGGCAUCCAGUGGGCCACCCUCAUGCAGGGCUGGUUCUGGCACCUGGGUCCGGACGGCAAGAUCCGAGUCGGGGUCAUCAACAUGAUCAACGCCGACUUUUGCGUGGGCUCUGUGCUCAUCGCGUUUGGCGCCCUGCUGGGCAAGACCACCCCGGUGCAGCUUCUCUUCAUGGCCCUGCCGCAGAUCACUCUGUACGCGGUCAACGAGUACAUCGUCCUGCACCUCCUCAGGUGCAACGAUGCCGGCGGCUCGAUGACCAUCCACACGUUCGGCGCGUACUUCGGACUCGCCGUGUCGCGCGUGCUCUACCGCCCGGGACUCAAGGACGGGCACCCCAAGAACGGCUCCGUCUACCACUCGGACGUCUUCGCGAUGAUCGGGACCAUUUUCCUCUUCCUCUUCUGGCCGAGCUUCAACUCCGCCAUCUCGGCGGCGGGUAACGACCAGCACCGGGCCUCCAUCAACACCUACUACUCGCUCACGGCCUCCGUGGUCGUCACCUACGCCAUAUCCAGCCUCACCGACAAGCACGGCAAACUCGACAUGGUCCACAUCCAGAACGCGACGCUGGCGGGAGGGGUUGCGAUGGGCACGGCCGGGGAGAUGAUGGUGACGCCGUACGGUUCGCUCAUCGUGGGCUUCAUCGCCGGCACCAUCUCCACGUUGGGCUUCAAGUAUCUCUCUCCUCUGCUGGCCUCCAAGCUCAAGAUCCAGGACACGUGCGGCAUCCACAACCUGCACGCCAUGCCGGGCUUCAUCGGUGGCAUCGUUGGGGCUGUCACGGCCGCCACCGCCCCCAACAGCGGCACCUACGGCCCUGGGCUCACCGAUACCUUCCCUGUCCUCAAGGAAUAUCCGGACAGGCGAAUCGGCGGGUACCAGAUGGCUGGCACCAUGGUCUCCAUGGCGAUGGGUCUCGUGGGCGGGACCAUCGUAGGCUUCCUCCUGAAGCUGCCGAUCUGGGACUCCCCGGAGGACGAGGAGUGCUUCCAGGACGAGUCGUACUGGGAGGUACCCGGGAGCGACGAGGAGGAUCACAGUCCGGCGCCUAAAGACCGCAACAACCAGGACUUCCAGAUGACGAUCGAGAACUCCAAGGUUGAUUCUUAGUGGCAGCGAGAAGCGAGGUGUGGUGUGUGUGUGUGUGUACGUGUGUGUGCGUGUGUGCG